Messenger RNA from Colletotrichum paranaense, 711 nucleotides. RefSeq lists its product as uncharacterized. Lineage: Eukaryota; Fungi; Ascomycota; Sordariomycetes; Glomerellales; Glomerellaceae. The transcript is spliced from 2 exons. The coding region runs from base 1 to 711 and encodes 236 amino acids. The record is from RefSeq and is a predicted model, not a curated record.
AUGAAGAGGAAGCCUCGCAGACCAGCUGGCUUCAAAUACAUCGCACAGCUUGAAGAAAGGCUCUCAGCGCUAGAGAACAUGAAUUUUCAAGGAGAAAAGUCUACUAUGUCAGGCAAAGAUUUGCGCGAAGAGACAACGAAUCCCGCAGUAUCACCCAAAAUAGCGGCACUGAUCACACUCACGAAAGAAAGUAAUUCAUGGACCCCGAUGGAUGAGUCACAUGUUCCGCCACCAGAACAUACGGGUAGUCCAGGAGUCGAUCUCGACGUUGCAUUGUGCGCACACGACCACGACCAACUCGAUUUUUCAGCGGUCCGUGGUUUUGUAAUUGACCCUAUAGCUGGCAGCCCAUGGCCUUAUCUUUCCUCAGGGUCACGACCAGUCUCCCUACAAGGGCGCGGGCAGCUUCCCAUAAAGGCAGUCGCCAUGGAGCUGGUCAAGGAAACCUUCAACAACUAUAACAGGUUUCUUCCGCUUUUCAACGAAGAUGACUUCUUAAGAGAGUUCCACCUCAAGUACUCGACCUCUAACCCCGAAGAUGCCAGUUGGUGGGCGUGUCUCAAUGUAGUGUUGUCGAUAGCUCAUCGCCUCCGUGGCCUGCGCACACUAGACCCAACGCAUAAGAACAAUCUAGCUAAUAUUUAUACGAAAAAUGCCCUUGGCCUAAUGCGCGGCGCGGCCGAAGGUCGCGCGGUAGCCAAAGCUAAUUAG